Suillus discolor is the source of this 429-nucleotide messenger RNA. RefSeq lists its product as uncharacterized. The transcript has 9 exons. NCBI's taxonomy places the organism in Eukaryota, Fungi, Basidiomycota, Agaricomycetes, Boletales, Suillaceae. The coding region runs from base 1 to 429 and encodes 142 amino acids. The record is from RefSeq and is a predicted model, not a curated record.
AUGACUUUUGGAGACCUUCAAUUUUUACUGAUUGCGAUUCUUUUCAUCCUUACAUCUGUCAUGCUUCAUAGCACGGCGACGAUGAUUGACCGGUUGAUUCGUUGGACAAUUGAAACUGGACUGAUCACCAGUUUAAUGGCCAUUGCAUUGGCAACCUUCAAGUUUCUGGUCGUGCCGCAGAGCUUGUGGUUGAUCUGGCCUAACGUUGUGGGGAACUCCUUGUUAGCCUCGUUAAAUCGGCGGUUACUCCUUCGCGAAAAUUGGAGGGCUCCAAGAGGUAGUGCCCGGAGUUGUGGUGGUAUAAACACGAUUAUCUUCAAAGCCGGAGCUAUGCAAUUACAAGUAGACCCACUGGAGAACUCCAGGAACCUCAACGUUGAAAUGUUCCAAGCAGCAGGCCCAACCGACGAGGAAUACGGGCAGGUUUAA